CCUUAUGAUUCAUUUUGUAGAAGUUGCUUUAAUCUGGGCACUGCCAGCAAUCCUUAUUAAUAAAUUGAUCUUCUACUUGGUUUAUAAGAUUGGUGGAAAUCAUGAAUGUAUAGUGGAUGUAGCCUACUCCAUAAGUCAUUUAGUUGCAGGAAUAGUCUACUUUAUAUUCUCGACAAUAUCAACUCCAGCAAAGAUAGUAAAAAUAUUACAAUAUUUUAAGAUUAAUAUCCUUCUUGUUGCAAUUUGGUCAUUAAGACUUGGUGGGUUCUUGUGUGUAACUAGAGUUUUGGCUGGUUUUAAAGAUGAAAGGUACGAUAAUAUCUUUAGAGAAUACAACGCAGAUAAAUUUAAGAAGGAGGUAAUGGUCCUUGUGUAAUUUAUGUUCUAAGGAUUGAUCGUAUUCGUAACUAGUAUACCAUUAUAUUUUUUGUUUCUCAAUGACCUUACUUGGAAACCAGAAAAUUUCACAGGUUUGAAUGUGCUGAAUUACAUUGCUUUAUCAAUAAUUCCUUUUAGUAUUUGUCUAGAAGCAAUCGCUGGUAAAUUGGAUAUAUAUAUUUUUAGAUAUACAGUUGGAGAAGUUUAAGAAGUAAAAACAAUAGGGAUUGAUACCUAGGGAAGAUUUGUUGGAAAGUGGACUUUGGAGAAAGAGUCGCCAUCCUAAUUUAUUUUUUGACCUAGUUACUUGGUUCUGUUUUGCCUUGGCUGCAAUUAAUGAUGCAAUAAGUUUGUGUGCUCUGAUAGGUCCAAUUGCUUUGUUUUGUGUAAUGGAAUUUCUCACAACUCCGUUAACUGAAGUGCAUAUGAAAAAGAAAAGGGCAGACACUUAUGCUUAAUAUGUUGCUAGAACUAAUAAAUAUUUGGUUAUGUGAUGGUUCUGUGAUGAUCAUUA
Molecule: messenger RNA, 892 nt
Organism: Paramecium octaurelia
Lineage: Eukaryota; Ciliophora; Oligohymenophorea; Peniculida; Parameciidae
Source: the annotation of a GenBank genome assembly